GCGGCGAAGCCCCGUGGGCUUGUGGGAGGAGGCCGGGCUCGCGCCGCGGCGCCGCGGCUCCCGUAGGCUCUAGUUCCCUUGGGGCGGGCGCGGGGUGCCCUCACCUCUGAGUUCCGCGGCAUGCGCGGGCGCGCGGGAUGAUCCUCCUCGUCCCGCGCUGCGCGCUCCGGCGUCUGCAUCGGCCCGGAGGUCGGACGUUUUCCGCCUCCGCCAUGGAGGUGGCCUUCCGAGGAGUGCGGAAAGUCCUCUGUGUGGCCGAGAAAAACGACGCGGCCAAGGGGAUCGCCGACCUGCUGUCCAGGGGUCGCAUGAGGCGGAGGGAAGGACUUUCUAAAUUCAACAAGAUCUAUGAAUUUGAUUAUCACCUGUAUGGCCAGAAUGUUACCAUGAUAAUGACUUCAGUUUCUGGACAUUUGCUGGCUCAUGAUUUCCAGAUGCAGUUUCGUAAAUGGCAGAGCUGCAAUCCCCUUGUCCUCUUUGAAGCAGAAAUUGAGAAGUACUGCCCAGAGAACUUUGUAGACAUCAAGAAAACUCUGGAACGAGAGACUCGGCAGUGUCAGGCCCUGGUCAUCUGGACCGACUGUGAUAGAGAAGGUGAAAAUAUCGGGUUUGAGAUUAUCCACGUAUGCAAGGCGGUGAAGCCCAGUCUGCAGGUGUUGAGAGCCCGUUUCUCUGAGAUCACCCCCCGAGCUGUCAGGAUGGCCUGUGAAAACCUGACCAAACCCGAUCAGAAAGUGAGCGAUGCGGUGGACGUGAGGCAGGAGCUGGACCUUAGGAUAGGAGCUGCCUUCACUAGGUUCCAGACCCUGAGACUUCAGAAGAUUUUCCCCCAGGUGUUGGCAGAGCAGCUGAUCAGUUAUGGCAGCUGCCAGUUCCCAACACUGGGGUUUGUGGUGGAGAGGUUUAAAGCCAUUCAGGCUUUUGUGCCAGAAGUCUUCCACAAAAUUAAAGUAACUCAUGACCACAGAGAUGGCAUCGUAGAAUUCAGUUGGAAAAGGCAUCGUCUCUUUAACCACACGGCUUGUCUUGUCCUCUAUCAGCUGUGCAUGGAGGAUCCCGUGGCGACUGUGGUGGAGGUCAGUUCUAAGGCAAAGAGCAAAUGGAGGCCUCAGGCUUUGGACACUGUGGAGCUUGAGAAGCUGGCUUCUCGAAAGUUGAGAAUAAAUGCUAAAGAAACCAUGAGGAUUGCCGAAAAGCUCUACACUCAAGGGUACAUCAGCUAUCCCAGAACUGAAACAAACAUUUUUCCCAGAGACUUAAACCUGACAGCACUGGUGGAGCAGCAGACCCCGGAUCCACGCUGGGGGACCUUUGCCCAGAGCAUUCUAGAGCGGGGUGGCCCCACCCCACGCAAUGGGAACAAGUCUGACCAAGCUCACCCUCCCAUCCACCCCACCAAGUACACCAGCAGCUUGCAGGGGGACGAGCAGCGAGUGUAUGAGUUUAUCGUUCGCCAUUUCCUAGCUUGCUGCUCCGAGGAUGCUCAGGGGCAGGAGACUACCGUGGAGAUUGUCAUCUCUCAGGAACACUUUUUGGCCCAUGGUCUCAUUAUUCUGGCCAGAAACUAUCUGGAUGUGUACCCAUAUGAUCGCUGGAGUGACAAGACCCUCCCUGUCUAUGAGAGAGGCUCCCGCUUUCAGCCCAGCACCGUGGAGAUGGUGGACGGGGAGACCAGUCCACCCCAGUUGCUCACUGAAGCCGACCUCAUUGCGCUCAUGGAAAAGCAUGGCAUUGGUACUGAUGCUACUCACGCGGAACACAUUGAGACAAUCAAAGCCCGGAUGUACGUUGGGCUCACCCCAGACAAGCGGUUCCUCCCUGGGCACCUGGGCAUGGGACUUGUGGAAGGUUAUGACUCCAUGGGCUAUGAGAUGUCCAAGCCUGACCUCCGGGCCGAGCUGGAAGCAGAUUUGAAGCUGAUCUGUGAGGGGAGGAAGGAUAAAUUUGUGGUUCUGAGGCAGCAGAUCCAGAAAUACAAGAAGGUUUUCACUGAAGCAGUGGCUAAAGCUAAGAAAUUGGACGAAGCGUUGUCUCAAUACUUUGGCCAAGGGGCAGAGGUGCCCCAGCAAGAAGCCAUCUACCCGGCUCUGCCAGAACCCAUCAGGAAGUGCCCGCAGUGCAACAAGGACAUGGUCCUCAGGACCAAGAAAAGUGGCGGGUUCUACCUCAGCUGCAUGGGUUUCCCGGAAUGUCGAUCAGUUGUGUGGUUCCCCGACUUCGUGCUGGAGGCCAGCAGGGAUGGGAGUGUGUGUCCAGUGUGUCAGCCACACCCUGUUUACAGGUUGAAGUUAAAGUUUAAACGUGGUAGCCUUCCCCCGACCAUGCCUCUGGAAUUUGUUGGCUGCAUAGGCGGAUGUGAUGAGAACCUGAGAGAGAUCUUGAACCUAAGGUUUUCACAGGGCCCCGCAAGAGCUUGCCCACCAACCAGCCAGCCCUCUGGCUACCUAAAGGCUAGCCAGUACCUGAACAGAAUGGACAGCAACCAGCACAGCCACCCCCAGCCUCCAGACACCAGGGAGACCAGGCCUUCAAAGGCUCUAUCCCGGAAUCUACCACCACCCGCUGCUGCUGGUGAAAGCAACUCCGUGAUCUGCAACUGUGGCCAGGAGGCCGUACUGCUCACUGUCCGGAAGGAGGGUCCCAACCAGGGACGGCAGUUCUAUAAGUGCCAAGCUGGCAGCUGCAGCUUCUUUCUGUGGGCCGACAGCGGCCAUCCAGAAGCAGGAGGGACUCCUUCCUCUGCAUCAAGACACCCAGGCGGCUCACUGGGACGCCCCCCAGACUCCAGGAACCCCCGGGGUGGGUUUGGUAGGCCUGGUGAUGACACUGGUGGUGGCACAUCCUGCCUGUGUAGUCAGGCUGCUGUCACACGGACUGUGCAGAAGGACGGGCCCAACAAGGGCCGGCAGUUCCACACAUGUGCCAAGCCGAGGGAGCAGCAGUGCGGCUUCUUCCAGUGGGCGGAUGAGAACCUCGCCCCAGGGACUUCUGGAGCUGCACCCUGGCCAGGAGGCAGAGGAGAAACCCACGCACCGGAGUCCAGAAGCAAGAGAGCGCGGGCCAGUUCUUCAGACCCAGGGUCCACGGCCAAGAAACUGCGGAAAUGCAGCCUUUGCCACCAGCCUGGACACACCCGCCCCUUCUGUCCUCAGAGCAGAUGAGGGCAGGGAGGGGUAGAAAGGGCUGCUUCCUCAUACCUGCUCCUCUAUCUCAAGGAGUUGUUUUCCCUAGGACCAAGUAGCUCUGCCCUGCCCUGAAGGUGUUAAGUGGCUGCUUUUGGAGUCUGGCCUGCUUGUGUUAAGGAGUCAAGAUUCAGACUGUUCUCAAGGCCACCUCAUUGGACAGAAGCCCUCUCCCUGGGGCUCAGGAAUGACCAUGGCCACUGCCAAGAAGUCACAGAAGGUGCUCCCUGUGAUCCCGCAGGGAUUGUCUAUUCGUGCUGUGGAGAAGCUGGUGGCUAGAACCUUGAGCAUUGGAGUUGGUGUGUUCCGCAGCUGGAGCCUUCCAGGGCUCCCUUCGCCUACUUGAGAGGCCACUGCUCCCAGUGCAGGCUCUGGGCAGCCAGGAAGGGGCUUCUCUCCACAGGCAUCCUGAGAAGGGAGGCAUAAUGCAGAGGAGUGGCUCUUGCUCUAAAAUUGUGUCAACAGAAGAUUUAUCCUCUUGCCCAGAAACUGCCGUGGCCAGGACACACCCUGCUCAUGUGUCUUAAUAAAGAAUUUUCCCCCCUUUUUCUGGUGGGUAAGGUGCAGUGUCUGGCAAAUGGUGGCAGGAGCAGUGGGUAUAGACACCAGCCAGUGCCCAAGCGACCUCUUGCCAGCCUCUGGCCCUCAUGGUCUCCCCUUCCUAGCCCCUGCCCUUUUCGCUGUCCACAUGGCAAGCAGUAAGCUCAGCUUCUCGCAGCCCCACAAAUAGCCUGUCCUGCAGAGAAGAUAGCCACUGCACAAUUCAGAAUACUUUGUCUUCCACACCUCCCAAGGCUGCCACAUUCCUUACUGCCUUUAUAAAAACCUUAGGAAUGGUAUGUAACCAUUUUGGUUUUGUUGUGAGGUUUAGAAGGUAAACAGAAGUGGGUGUGAGUUGCCCGGAGUCACAGCGCUAGCUGGUGAACAAAUGAAUUUUCCUUAGGUCUUGGGACUCCUGGCCCCAUACCGUUCAGACAACUAGCUCUGCCCUGGCUGGAUGGCAGGGUAAGAGUGCAGGUAGAUGCCUGGCAUUGCUCCUGGAACCUGGUCAGUGGGAUGGGUCAUGGUCCUGCAUUUGUGGGGUUUUGAGCUCCCCCAGCCCUGGAAACCACCCGUCCAUAUUGUCUCUGGUUUUACCUAUUCUGAACAUUUCAUAUAAAUGGAAUCAUACAGAA
This is a messenger RNA of Miniopterus natalensis, 4357 nucleotides long. It is a transcript of the gene TOP3A, whose product is annotated as DNA topoisomerase III alpha. Gene Ontology annotation, biological process: DNA repair; DNA recombination; DNA topological change. Gene Ontology annotation, cellular component: RecQ family helicase-topoisomerase III complex; chromosome; nucleus. The record is from RefSeq and is a predicted model, not a curated record. Gene Ontology annotation, molecular function: DNA binding; DNA topoisomerase type I (single strand cut, ATP-independent) activity; zinc ion binding. NCBI's taxonomy places the organism in Eukaryota, Metazoa, Chordata, Mammalia, Chiroptera, Miniopteridae.